UACCACAGAACUUAAAAUAGUACAGUGGAAGGCGAGCAUGCUAUGAGUUGACAAAAGUGUUCUGUGGCCCUGACUUCAAUAAGCAGCAACGAGCAUCUUGAAUCUUUUAGACUGUUCUUUUAAGCAAUGUGUGAUUUCUGCUUACAUCCAGCCAGGGGAUAAGUAUUUCAGAGGAGAGUUGAUUGGGUUGCAACCCAUUAAGCCCAUUGGUCACUGGAUCAAAAAGUGUCAUCAUGGUGCGUAAUGUGGAUGACCUGGACUUUUGCCUGUCCUCACACUCACAGACCAUGUUGGAGGGACUGCGUUCUCUCUGUUCCCACCCCAAUCUCGUGGAUGUGACCUUAAGUGCUGGUGGGCGGGACUUCCCCUGCCACCGUGGCAUCCUGGCACUCUGUAGCCUCUACUUCCACUCCAUGUUCUCAGGGGACUUUGUGGAGAGCAUAGCUACGCGGAUAGAGCUUCAGGAUGUGGAUCCUGAUGUGCUUGCCACCCUACUAGACUUUGCUUACACUGGAAAACUCACCAUCAAUCAGGGAAAUGUGGAGGGCCUGAUAUGCACCUCAAGUCAGCUUCAGUUCCAAACAGUGCGUGCCGUCUGUAGUCGAUACCUGCAGCACCAGAUAGAUGCUAGUAACUGCCUUGGCAUACAAGAGUUUGGAGAGAUCCAUGGCUGUCCCGAGGUGGUGGCGAAAGCCAAAGCAUUUCUUUUGGAGAACUUUGAGGCAGUGCAGCAGCAUGAGGAGUUUCUGCUUUUGGAAAAGGAUAAGCUAGUGGCAUGUCUGGAGGAUGAGGGUCUGAAGGUACGGAAUGACUGUGCUCGAGCUGAGGCAGCACUUGCAUGGGUCAGGCAUUGCAGAGACAGCAGAAUCUGUCACCUGCCAGAACUACUGAGACUGGCGAGACUACCUCUUCUGCCUGAGUCCUACCUAAUGGAAAUCCUUUUGAAAGAUCCUCUAGUUCAGGAUUCCCCAGAAUGCAAAGAACUGCUUGAGGUUGUUUCCAGUGAGAAAAUGAAUACAAAACCAGGUGAAUCAGCACAGAGUCCUUUCCAAAAUACCCCUCACAACCUGCAGGAAGUGUUGUUUGUGAUGGGUGGUCGCUCUCUAGAUGACUCUGAUGAAGAAGAUGAGGAGGAAGAUGGUGAGCGAGAGAUCAGGAUUCAUCCCAGGAACUGUGCUUUCUACAACCCAAAGCUUCAGCAAUGGCACCAGCUGCCUGAUUUUCCCAACUACAAUAAGUGGGGUUAUUCCAUGGUCUCUUUAAACAAUGAUGUGUAUGUUACAGGAGGUUCGAGAGGUUCCCAGUCCAAUACCUGGUCAACCACAGAGACCUGGAAGUAUAUCACUCGUGAAGGGAGGUGGGUUACAGUAGCGCCAAUGUUGAGGCCCAGGACUAACCACUCCUCUGCAGCGCUAAAUGGAGAGAUUUAUGUCAUUGGAGGCACUCUGAUGGACAUUGUAGAAGUGGAACACUAUGACCCGUACAGUGACAGCUGGGCUCUGACAGCUCCUGCAGUGAAAUAUGUGACCAACUUCACAGCCACUGCAUGUCUGGGGAAGCUGUAUGUCAUUGGCUCCUGUGCUGUCAAAUAUAAUGCCCUGACUCUUCAGUGCUAUAACCCUGUGAUAGAUGGUUGGAGUAUCAUCUGCUCUCCAUUUAUCCCAAAGUACCUAUCCUCUCCUCGUUCCAUUUCUAUGGAUGGGGUCAUCUAUCUAAUAGCAGACAACACCAAAAAGGUGUAUCUGUAUGACCCAGAUGCUAAUAUGUGGCAGAAGGUUCAGUUCCUGCACAAACUCCAUGAGAACGGAGGCUUGGUGGUUCUGGGAGAGCAGCUCUAUGUGACUGGGGGCCACUGGAAAGGAAUGGAGGGAGAUUAUGGUGUGGAAGUGGAGGUGUACAACCGAGCAUCCAACACUUGGAGGGUGGAAUGUUUCCUUCCCAGGCUGUGGUACUACAGCGGCUGCUGUUCUAUCUUCCUAGACACGUCCCAGUGGCCUGAGCUCUUUCCUGAAGAGACGUAAUGGGAGGCAGUGAUGUGAAGCUGUACAGUUAUACUGUAAGCUUCAGUUAUACUAGAAUGAACUUAGCUCAGCUAAGCUGACUAACACUAGAAUUCUCUCUCAGAUAUAUGAAAUGGAAAUUUUUACUUUUUUUUUAUUAUUAUUAUUUUUAAGAAACAGAAAACAUGUUUCAGUAGAAAAAUACACCUUCAAGGAAAUAAAGUAGAAAAGUGCUGUUGUGUA
This is a messenger RNA of Pangasianodon hypophthalmus (striped catfish), 2243 nucleotides long. It is a transcript of the gene klhl30, whose product is annotated as kelch-like family member 30. Lineage: Eukaryota; Metazoa; Chordata; Actinopteri; Siluriformes; Pangasiidae. Gene Ontology annotation, molecular function: protein binding. The record is from RefSeq and is a predicted model, not a curated record. The transcript has 8 exons. The coding region runs from base 234 to 2021 and encodes 595 amino acids.